AUGUUUAGCACCGCAGAGCGAUUGACGGAGAGGCAGGGGAGGAGCGGAACAUCGCGUCUUGAGUACAUACAGGCACUUGUCACUGAGUUCCAGACAACUGAAAGCGAAGAAGCAAAGGAGCAGAUUGUUGCUAACCUGGCCAAUUUCGCCUAUGACCCGAUCAAUUAUGAUUAUCUACGUAAGCUGAACGUGUUGGAGCUAUUUCUGGACUGUUUGACUGAGGAGAAUGCAAAGCUCGUUGACUUCGGGAUGGGAGGGCUUUGCAACGCUGUUGCAGGUGCGGGGGAGGUGCACGAUUCAGAGACAAUGAGAGAUCCAGUUAAUGCAUCAGCGAUUGCCACAGUGCCGGACAGCAUCCCCCUUAUAGUCGAUUGCUUGUCGAGCCCAGUUGAGAGCACUACCUUGUCUGCACUUGCCUGCCUUUACUACAUCUGCACUCCUCGCACCCGAUCAUUAAUUCUCACUCCCAGCCUGCUCGAAAGCAUCAAUAGCUUUGCUGCUGACGCCUGCCCCAAUCCACGCCUCCGCAAUCUUGCUGUUUGCUUUAUGAGGCAACACGUAGGGCCGGCUUCUGCUUCUGCUGCUAGUGAAUCACUAGGUCGGAUUUAUCAAAUUUAG
This is a messenger RNA of Closterium sp. Naga37s-1, 618 nucleotides long. The record is from the annotation of a GenBank genome assembly. Lineage: Eukaryota; Viridiplantae; Streptophyta; Zygnematophyceae; Desmidiales; Closteriaceae.